Molecule: messenger RNA, 2276 nt
Organism: Lathyrus oleraceus (garden pea)
Lineage: Eukaryota; Viridiplantae; Streptophyta; Magnoliopsida; Fabales; Fabaceae
Exons: 17
Coding region: 315-2072 (585 amino acids)
Source: RefSeq, a predicted model, not a curated record
AGAUGUGCAUGCUCUUACUUUGUUCAUAGUCUAUUUCAGCAACCAGAUUUGUAGUUGCAAUAAGAUGAGAGGUUUUGUCUUCCUUUUUUGGAUAGUCAUGUUUUUCUCAUAAAGUUUAAACCUUUCUCUUUCUUUCACCGUUUCACUUUUACCCCUUUUGACUAAAACGACAAAGCCUGUUUCCGUGGUUAUACUUCAACGUGUUCACUUGUGGUGCUCAAAUUUGAUGCUUUUAAAUUUAAUAAUGAUAAAUGAAACAUAGAAGAAAAGAAAAACAAGAAGUUGUUUUUCUUUGUUUUUAAGUUUAUUUUGUUAUGUCAUCACUUCAGCUUCAAGCCAUCAAUGGAAAAUCUCAGCUUUUAGUGAGGACUCCAUUCCCAAACAAGAAAUGUGUCAGAAAACCCUUCAUUUUGAGACCACAGGCUGUUUCCUCCAAAACCCAGAGGAUAAUGGAGAGUGUUUCUGUGAGUGGAGAAGUUGGUGGUGCUGGUGGAGCAUACUCAUAUCAAGCUUUGAAAAGAUUAGACCAGCUAUGGUCAAACAUUUGCUCACCUCAACAAGUUGUGCAAGAACCUCAACAAGUUGUCUCUACAAUACCAAGCUUGUUUACCUCAUCUGAUCUUGCUGACAAAGCAGAAGGCUCAUAUGAUGUGAUAGUGUGUGGAGGUACUCUUGGAAUUUUCAUUGCCACAGCCUUGUGUGCUAGGGGUCUUCGAGUUGCCAUUGUCGAAAGGAAUGUGUUGAAAGGGAGAGAACAAGAGUGGAACAUAUCAAGAAAGGAGCUUUUGGAGCUUGUAGAAGUUGGAGUCUUGGAAGAAGAUGACAUCGAAAGAGUCACAUCAGCAAAAUUUAAUCCUAAUAGAUGUGGAUUUGAAAGGAAAGGAGAGAUAUGGGUCAACAACAUUCUUAAUCUCGGUGUUUCACCUGCCAGGCUUAUAGAGAUUGUAAAGAAACGUUUUAUCUCCCUUGGUGGAGUCGUUUUCGAGGGUUUAAGUGUCUCAUCCAUAAGUGUUUACGACGAUGCUGCAAUUCUGAAACUUUCCGGUGACAAAAUUUUGUCAUCUCGUCUUAUAAUCGAUGCAAUGGGGAACUUUUCCCCUAUUGUAAAACAGAUACGACGCGGGAGGAAGCCUGACGGUGUUUGUCUAGUUGUUGGAACCUGCGCGCGUGGCUUUGAAAAUAACUCCCUUAGCGAUGUGAUAUUCAGCAGCUCAACCGUAAAGAAAGUUGGAGAUUCGAAAGCACAAUAUUUUUGGGAGGCAUUUCCAGCAGGCUCGGGUCCACUUGAUCGUACUACUUAUAUGUUCACUUAUGUAGAACCUCAACCAGGAUCCCCGAAACUGGAAGAAUUGUUGGAAGAAUACUGGGAUCUUAUGCCAGAAUAUCAGGGUGUUUCACUUGACAAUUUAGAGAUACUGAGAGUUAUUUACGGCAUAUUUCCAACAUAUCGCGAAAGCCCACUACCAGCGGCUUUUAGCAGAGUUUUGCAGUUUGGUGAUGCUAGUGGCAUACAAUCACCGGUAUCAUUUGGAGGUUUUGGGAGUUUAACAAGGCAUCUUGGGAGACUGUCAGCUGGAAUACACGAAGCAAUCAGUGGUGAUUAUCUUGACUCAUACAACUUGUCUCUGUUGAAUCCAUACAUGCCCAACUUGAGUGCUUCAUGGUUGUUCCAAAGAGCAAUGUCAGCGAAGCAACAGUCCGAAGAUGUUCCUGAAGAUUUUAUCAAUGAACUCCUUUAUGCCAAUUUUAGUUGUAUGCAGAGGCUUGGGGAUCCCGUGCUACGGCCAUUUCUGCAGGAUGUCGUACAGUUCGGGCCACUUUCAAAGACACUAGGACUGGUUAUGUUAACAAGGCCUCAAAUACUCCCAUCCAUAUUCAAACAGGUUGGUAUUCCGGUACUACUUGAUUGGUCCAGACAUUUUGUGAUGCUUGGUUACUACACAUUGCUCGCAACCUUUGCGGAUCCGAUUGUGAGGCCGUUUCUAAAUACACUACCAUCUAAGACGAGUUUCCGGUGGAAACGACAUCUCGAAGCUUGGAAAUAUGGAUCUGGUCUUGAUUACAAGCUAUAGGAACUACUUAUAAACAAUUUCUUUUAACAGUUUCAUAGCAUGAUCCUCAGCAAUGUUGUUAAGCGACUUAUUAUAUUUAAGAAUCGAUUAUUCGUGAGUUUUACCAUAUAAGAAUCGAUUAUUAGGAAGAUCUCAUUACGACUUGUUGAAAGUGAGAUCAAUAUGUCGAAUUCAUUUCUAUCAAUGUAAUAACUUAUGAAACCA